Messenger RNA from Capronia epimyces CBS 606.96, 537 nucleotides. RefSeq lists its product as uncharacterized. Gene Ontology annotation, molecular function: RNA cap binding. NCBI's taxonomy places the organism in Eukaryota, Fungi, Ascomycota, Eurotiomycetes, Chaetothyriales, Herpotrichiellaceae. The record is from RefSeq and is a predicted model, not a curated record. Gene Ontology annotation, biological process: mRNA cis splicing, via spliceosome. The coding region runs from base 1 to 537 and encodes 178 amino acids. Gene Ontology annotation, cellular component: nuclear cap binding complex. The transcript has 4 exons.
AUGCAGGAUACUUACACAGUUGAGCGGCUGGACAGGCCUAGUACUUACUACACUGCCAAGAAGAAGCGCAAGUACGGACGAGACCAGCCGGAUGACAGAGAUGGCGCUGGCAACAAUGCAGAAGAAGACGACCCUCUCAAAGACGCGACAUCGCUCUAUGUAGGCAAUCUGUCAUUCUAUACAACCGAAGAGCAAAUCCACGAGCUGUUUUCAAAAUGUGGUGAAAUCAAAAGACUGGUCAUGGGCUUGGACCGAUUUCAGAAGACGCCUUGCGGAUUUUGUUUUGUCGAAUACUAUACUCAUCAGGACGCCCUCGACUGCAUGAAAUACAUCGGUGGAACAAAAUUGGACGAACGGGUCAUCAGGACUGAUCUUGACGUUGGCUUCCAAGAAGGAAGGCAAUACGGUCGGGGAAAAUCAGGUGGCCAGGUUCGAGACGAAUACCGAGACGAGUUUGACCCUGGAAGAGGCGGGUAUGGGCGAGCAAUUGACGCAGAGCGACGCAAGGAAGAGGAAGAAUAUGGAGCUGGAAAAUGA